AUGUCUACUGUGGCCGCAACACAAGGCCCCGUCGAGGCUCGCUCCCUGUCAUCCAUCACCGCCAUCGCAUCCAAUCCCCCCGCCUACCCGCGUAAUCCCACACACGAGAAGCUCGACCCUUUAGUUCUAUAUAUAGUCCGGGUUCCUGGAAGUCAAGAUAUCUUCCUCUCCCCCGUUAAACCGCCCACCAAAUCCAGUGUCUCUGCCGAGGCUAUCAACGCAUCGCUUUUCUAUUUACACGUCGCAACACCUGAGGAUGACGCACUACUGCAGCAGGUCGAGGAGGAACGCGAGCAGGAAAUACAGCUACGGAGGGAGGAGCUCGAGGCUGCAGGUCACGAUGACCCUGCCCAACGGGACUUUGCCCGUCUGAACCACCCCCGAAGGAAACCCGUGGGUGGUGCAGAGGUAGCUUCAGAUAAUGCGCCUGCCUUGUCGCAAGACAAUGCCCCCACCCCGGCAGGCAACAAUCCUCCCGUAUUGCCGUCACGACGACCGGUGCAUAUGCCGCAGGUUUCGGCAGAGAAUGUAUCUUUCUCGGGGACGCCUGUCACCAAUGCGCUCCCAGUUUCAAGCCACGACCCUACAAAGACACUUGCGGAGCCCGCGGCUCAAAGUCCCAUCUCACGGCGGCCGUUACCUCCUCUGCCGCCUAGCGAGGAGCCAUUCAGUGGUCAUCCAGGCAACGAAACACAAGCGAAAACGGAAAACAGGCGGAGCGCAUACGCGGGACAGGCAUCUAGUGGCCAGGGGCAGGAGUCAUCGCGAGAGAGAUAUGAGGCUUUCGCCGCGGGGCGACAUAGUCUUGAUGCGAAUAGGCCGCCAUUACCGCCACGCUCGACACAACCUCGCAUGGGGUCUCCGUCAAGAAGCACCGGACGGUCAUCCCCUAGACCAAGAAAGGCACAGCAUCCACCAAGGAAUAAUGCAGGUUUUCGUCUCACACUUAUUCGGCGAGACCCCGCGUCUGGUACGCAGUGGAACGUCGCGACGAUCUCAACCCCGCAUAUGGAUCACAAUGCCAUUGAGAUUGAUAUCGCGACGCCCGGUUAUAAUAGAUUUGCUGGCUCUAACGAGCCGCUCUCGCUUGCUAGUCUAGCUGCUAACCUCCCCGCGGGGUUGAUGCGCAAUUCUGGAUCUUCCGUACCUCCUGCGCCUCCACUACACGCCGACCAAGCUAGCGAGCAGCAGCGGCAGCAACCACAACCACAACAGCCACAGUCAUUUGGACCUCGCAAGUUCCACCGACAACUCUGCGUCUCCAAGCCCUUUGACGACUCAGGCGCAAACUCCGAGUUCGGAAACAGCCACGACAGCGCCUCAAAACUGAAGAGCGGCUACUACGUCUUCAACUCCCCCUGGAACGGCACCUGCACCUUCGCCAGCAGCGUCAACGGCCGAAGUCUCAAAUGUAAACACAUGAUUCAAGGCCCAAUCGGCGUACCUCAACCUGGCGAGAACGAACCGAACCCCGCCGUCACAGUUGCCGAGAUCCGCUUCAACACCCCCUUCCAAGCAGCAAACCUACACUAUCACGCCGCGUCACGAACUCCCACAGCCUCGAACCAAUAUUCCUCCCCUUCAUCCACGUACGACCCUCCAAACCCAGAAACUCCAUCCUCCAAACGCGCCUCGCUCUCUCAGUUCCUGAACCCAAAUAACUAUGCUCGUCCACGCGCCCACUCUGGUCCAAAUCCGGACACUCCUUCAACGCCUUCACACGCCUCUGACUCACAUCGCCAACAAUUUAACCCUGCUGCUCUUUUGCGGCGGACGUCUCUGCGCGCGGGCCAGUUUGCGCAGCAGCAAUCGAAUAGAUUUGGGCAUCAGCCUUUUCAUCGCAGGAGUACGAGUGCGAGUAGUGUGGAUUCGGAUGAGGAUCGAUUGGACUUUUCCCUUGCGAGAGAGCUUGCUGGGGGUGGGAUGCGGGGGAAGAGUGCUAAGUUGGGGAAGUUGAUUAUUGAGGAUGAGGGGAUUAAGAUGUUGGAUUUGGUCGUGUCGGCUUGUAUGGCUGUUUGGUGGAGAGGAUAUUACCAUUGA
Molecule: messenger RNA, 2040 nt
Organism: Penicillium verhagenii
Lineage: Eukaryota; Fungi; Ascomycota; Eurotiomycetes; Eurotiales; Aspergillaceae
Exons: 2
Coding region: 1-2040 (679 amino acids)
Source: RefSeq, a predicted model, not a curated record